Molecule: messenger RNA, 681 nt
Organism: Caenorhabditis briggsae
Lineage: Eukaryota; Metazoa; Nematoda; Chromadorea; Rhabditida; Rhabditidae
Gene: Cbr-nlp-14
Product: Protein CBR-NLP-14
Exons: 5
Coding region: 1-681 (226 amino acids)
Molecular function (GO): neuropeptide hormone activity
Source: RefSeq, a predicted model, not a curated record
AUGCUGCACCCCAUCGUUCUCCUCCUUGUUGCCUCUUCCGCAGUCUACGCAGCUCGCCCGCGACGUGCGCUCGAUGGACUAGACGGAAGCGGAUUUGGAUUCGAUAAGAGAGCUCUCAACUCGCUGGACGGUGCUGGUUUCGGUUUCGAGAAGCGUGCACUGAACUCACUGGACGGUCAAGGGUUCGGUUUUGAGAAGCGCGCUUUGGAUGGUCUUGAUGGUAUGGGAUUCGGAUUUGACAAACGCGCACUGAACUCAUUGGACGGAGCUGGAUUCGGAUUCGAAAAGCGAGCUCUCGACGGGCUUGAUGGUGCCGGAUUCGGGUUUGACAAGAGAGCGUUGAACUCUUUGGACGGACAGGGAUUCGGAUUUGAAAAAAGAGCCCUCAACUCUUUGGAUGGAGCUGGCUUUGGCUUUGAGAAACGAGCCCUUGAUGGGCUCGAUGGUGCUGGAUUUGGAUUCGACAAAAGAGCUCUCAACUCACUUGACGGAGCCGGAUUCGGUUUCGAAAAGCGGGCCUUAGAUGGGCUCGAUGGCGCCGGAUUCGGGUUCGACAAAAGAGCCCUCAACUCGUUGGACGGACAGGGAUUCGGAUUUGACAAGAGAUCAUCUUUCAAGCACCAAUCCAGUAAACUCCGCUCAGUGUUCCGGAAUUUGAGAGGUUUUAACAAGCAACACUAA